UAAUUUAUUUAAAAUCGCAAGCAAAAUAUUUUGUAGGGAUUCCUACAAAAAUUUUUUUUUUUUAAUAAAUUAUCAAAGCGAAUAGUGACUUAUCACACAGCAUUGACUAUGACUCAACUUUUACACGCUACUUUAGCGUUCUUAUCGCUUGCUCAAUUUAAUGCCAUUUGCUUUAUAAAAAGUUCUUUAAAAUAGAGCUCAAUUUGAUUAUUCAAAGCAUUGUUAAGCUGACGUAGGUUCAUGAAAAAUGUUUGGCAGCCUCUUCUCAAGUCGCUACAACAGCAAAAUGGAAAUAAUCUAUGCACAAUAUGAAGAGACACGUUCAAGGAUUCCGAUCUUGCCGUUCUAUGCACGACCCAAAGAACCCUUUAGGAUCAAGCAUCCCAAGCAAAUUGGCAAAGCGAAGAAAUAUCGACCCGCAGACUACGAUUACGAUGAGUGGAUUGCCGGCAAUUUCGUGCCCAUUGUGGUGCGUCGAGGCGUCGAGCUGUGGAGCUGCCGCCAAUUAAUGGAACUGGCCCCCAUCCAAGGCAUCGAUGUCUGCAGUUGGCGUUCGUGGCCGCGUGAAGAUGACGAAGCGGCGAAGGAGAAGGCGAAAGAGGCGCUGAGACGUCGCUCGAUGCGUCUCACAGAUAAACCAAAUUUAAAGCUGAAGGAUAUUGGCAACUCAAGGGCUGCAAUCAAAUGGCAACAGCGGCUGCCAACACUUGAGACUGGAACUAAGCGUGGCAGCACAGCUGCGUCGGUCCUGGAGAUGACCUUUAUCGAUGGCUGCCGUCGUGACUCCGAGCUGCAGUGCAACAUGUGUGGCAGCAAUUUCGGCAUGUCCAGCGACUUGCAACUGCAUUCGCUCGACGAGUGUCGCAGGCACUUGCUUGCCAUGCUCUCUCCCUGAGCUCAACUAUCAAAAUAAAAAAAAGAAAUUUAAGAGAGAGAUAUUCAGUUAAUCAAAUAUAAUUUGCCUUGAAUACAGAACUAGAUUUGCUUUACUUUACACACCAUGCAAUUUGUCUUGCUGCAUUAUUGAUUAUUUGUACUACCAAUUUGACUAGAUAGGCGAAGUAAAUGUUGGUUCAAAUUAAAGCUAU
Messenger RNA from Drosophila sulfurigaster albostrigata, 1088 nucleotides. RefSeq lists its product as uncharacterized. The transcript is spliced from 4 exons. NCBI's taxonomy places the organism in Eukaryota, Metazoa, Arthropoda, Insecta, Diptera, Drosophilidae. The coding region runs from base 248 to 895 and encodes 215 amino acids. The record is from RefSeq and is a predicted model, not a curated record.